GCGGCACAUCGGAAGUGCAACCUUUAAUUUGGCAAUUUUGCGCAAGUCAAAAUUUAGGGCGAAAACAAAUGUGACUGUUUCGAAGGGGUAGAAAAAGUGUGCCCACUUUGCUUCGCGUUUGUGCUGCGCUCGCGAUGCGCUUGUGCCUCGCCUGCGAUGCGUGUGUGCCGACUUGGUGCCACCUUGGUAGCAGCACUGCGCCAAAGCUGCGCGAAGAUUGCGCCCCAAUUAGAAUGGUAGUUGCCCGGCCACCGGUAGAGACCCCCCGGAGUGCACUGGCAUCCAUCGGAAAACGCGCGACCCUCGAUGGGUAAUGACUGCGGGUGGCGGCCAUAAUGGUAACAGGGGAAAAUAAAAGCAAAGAUAGCAAGAGAGGAAAAAACGUAAGAAGUGAGACGCAAGAGAGAAGCAAACGAGACGCAAACGAGUCGCAAACGAGACGCAAACAAGACGCAAACGUGAUAGCAUAGUAGCUCCGAACGGACAACCAAUACGCACUCAGACGGGGAAUCAUGACGAGUCUUAAUAACGUCGAAGACGAAGAGGACAAAAAUGCUGCAAACGCAGAGAUGGAUUCGCCAAAGGGGAAUGGGCAAGUGGCAGUGAGCACCAGUUAUCACAAUUCGGAUAAAGAUGGAGCCGAAAAGGGACAACCUUUUACGCAAAAUGGGAAUGCAAAGAAUGGUGCGAACAGUGCAUGCACACCUGCCGCGGCUACGGCAAUCGCUGGCGCUAACUUUGAGAAGAAGAGAAAAGCGGAAGCAGUGGAGGAACGGUACCAAGUGGACAGGACCCUUGACGGCAUGAGCAGUGCCCCCAACGUUGAUAAAUUGGACAUGAUGGAGAAGUCAUCUAUUGGUGGCAUGAACAAGCAUGCGAAAACAGGGGAUGGAGGCGUCAGCUGUGCAGACCCCAUCCAGAGGAGCAGCAAGGGGGUCGAUAAGCUGAAUGUGGACACGUACAUGCAUGCUCAUAUUCAUACGGAUACCCAUGCGCAUAAUCAUGCGCCUACUCAUGCGCACGCGCGUAUGGGCAAGUGUGACACGAACACAGAAUUCCAAAGUGAUGACGCUGCUAAUGGGAAAGCGACCCCUGGGGAUGCUAAAGAGGAACAAAGAGGGGUCGAAGAAGAGAGUAGCAAAACUGAGUUAGCACAAAGUGACACAAGUAAGGAGGAAAAGGCGAAAGACAAACCGAAUGAACAUGCUAAGAUGAAGAACGAAGCUAAGGAAAGACAUGCACAACUGGAAGCGAAUAACAAGAAAAAGGAAAGCUACAAAUAUUUUAUUGAUUAUAGCAAAUAUAGGAGCAAAAAUAAUGUGACGUUCUCUACCAAGUAUAAGGACAGCUGUGUGAAUUUAAGCAGCGAUAAGCUCACCUGUUAUGGAGACAAAGGAUGGUCAAGUGUUUUCGUGAAUAAUGGGGCCGACAUCGGGAAAUGGUACUACGAAAUAAAAAUUGAAGAGCCUGUGCAAAAUUUCCACUUCUUAGGUUAUAAGGACAAAGUGAUAAAGGUAAACCCAUAUAUAAGAGUCGGUUUCGCUUGCAGAUACAUGCGGUAUGACUAUCCCAUAGGAACAGACAAAUAUAGCUACUGCGUCAAUAGCAAAAAUGGGAGAAUUUUUAACAACUCCAUAAGCUACGACUGCAUGGAGCCAAUUAAAGUAGGUGAUAUCAUUGGGUGCUACUUAAAUUUGAAGAACAAAAAUACGUAUAACUUCGAUCCAAGAUCUGAUAAGAAAUUGUAUGAAUAUUUACAAAAUGGCAUUCUGUGUGAUCCAAAAGAUCCACCCAUCUUAAAGAAAAACUACGGUUCGUCUAUUUUUUUCUCCCUAAAUGGGCAAAUAAAGAAAAACGCCUUUGUUGAUAUUUAUGAAGGGUUUUAUCAUCCGUCUGUGAGUUUGUACAUGGGUGCCUCGGCAAAAAUUAAUUUGGGUCCUCAUUUUGCGUAUAACCAUUUGAAUGAUUACAUCCCGUGUGUGUUUAUGGAGCCACCGAUUAUUCUGUGAAGAGUGCGGGCUCGGGCGG
Molecule: messenger RNA, 2028 nt
Organism: Plasmodium vivax (malaria parasite P. vivax)
Lineage: Eukaryota; Apicomplexa; Aconoidasida; Haemosporida; Plasmodiidae
Exons: 1
Coding region: 513-2009 (498 amino acids)
Cellular component (GO): Set1C/COMPASS complex
Molecular function (GO): transcription cis-regulatory region binding; protein binding
Source: RefSeq, a predicted model, not a curated record